AUGGACAGCGGUGGACCUAGUAUGGGGCCCAUGGAUGCCGACGAUGUUGAUCUGUAUGCGCUUCUCGGCAUCGACAAGUCAGCAAGCCAAGCCGAUAUUAAGAAGGCUUACAGAAAGGCUGCUUUGCAACACCAUCCAGAUAAGGUCCCCGAGGAGAGAAGAGCAGAGUCCGAGGCGACAUUCAAAGCCGUCACGCAGGCUUACGAAAUCCUUCGCGAUGAGGAGAAGCGACACCUUUAUGAUACCCAUGGCAUGGCCGCCUUCGAUCCAUCCAGAGCUGGCCCUGGCGGAGCGGAGGUUGAUCUGAAUGAUAUCCUGGCGCAGAUGUUUGGUAUGGGCAUGGGCGGAGGAGCCGUGCCGAAGCGACCGAGACGAGGACACGAUGAAGAGCAGCAAUACGAGGUCUCACUCGAGGAACUGUACAAGGGAAAGACUGUCAAGUUCGCUGCCAAUAAGCAGGUUGUCUGCGACAAGUGCAAGGGCUCAGGAGCCAAGGAGAACGUCAAGCCGCAGCAGUGCGACCGCUGCAAAGGCGCCGGCAUCCAAGAGGCUUUUCGCCAGAUCGGCCCGGGUUUGGUCCGUAAGGAGGUCAUACCCUGCGAUCAUUGCGGAGGCUCUGGAAUGUAUUACAAGGAGAAGGACCGGUGUAAGAAGUGCAAGGGGAAGCGGACGGUAGAGGAGACCAAGGCUCUUGAGAUCUACAUCCCGCGAGGCUCUAUGCAGGGCGAGCGGAUAGUCCUGGAAGGCGAGGCGGAUCAACACCCCGAGCAGCUACCUGGAGAUAUCAUUUUCACUCUUGUGGAGAAGCCGCACGAUGUCUUCACUCGCAUCGGCAACGAUCUGUCGGCCGAUCUAAACGUUACCCUGGCUGAAGCUCUGAGUGGCUUUUCCCGAGUGGUUCUGAAGCAUUUAGAUGGCCGUGGCAUUCACAUUGAGUUCCCCCGAGGCAAAAUCCUUCGACCAAAUGAAGUCCUCAAGGUUCCUGGUGAGGGAAUGCCUCUGAAGAGGGGCGAGAUGAAGGGCGAUCUUUACCUGAUUGCCAAGAUCGAGUUCCCAGAGGAUGGCUGGAUGUCAGACGACAAAUCUUACGAGGCAUUGCAGAAGCUCCUUCCACCACCAGCUCCUGCUAUCGCGGCGGAAGAGAUCGACGAGGUGGAAUAUGAGGAGGACGUUGACAUUGAAGAGAUGGGUGCUCACUCCGGUGACCCGAGAUUCGGAAAUGAUUGGGAAGAUGUCGAUGAAGAAGACGGAGCACCGCAAUGCGCUACACAGUAG
This is a messenger RNA of Phaeoacremonium minimum UCRPA7, 1275 nucleotides long. RefSeq lists its product as hypothetical. Gene Ontology annotation, cellular component: cytoplasm. Gene Ontology annotation, molecular function: Hsp70 protein binding. Lineage: Eukaryota; Fungi; Ascomycota; Sordariomycetes; Togniniales; Togniniaceae. Gene Ontology annotation, biological process: protein refolding. Bases 1 to 1275 code for a protein of 424 amino acids. The transcript is spliced from 4 exons. The record is from RefSeq and is a predicted model, not a curated record.